Salvelinus namaycush (lake trout) is the source of this 1846-nucleotide messenger RNA. RefSeq names its product netrin-1-like. The record is from RefSeq and is a predicted model, not a curated record. Bases 1 to 1812 code for a protein of 603 amino acids. NCBI's taxonomy places the organism in Eukaryota, Metazoa, Chordata, Actinopteri, Salmoniformes, Salmonidae. Gene Ontology annotation, molecular function: protein binding. The transcript has 6 exons.
AUGCUAAGGAUUUUGGACCCCGUGGUCACUGUCGUGACCAUUUCCUUUGUGGUCAAGGGGGUGCUCGGUGGCUACGGGAUGAGCAUGUUCGCCGCGCAAACAUCUCCCCCGGACCCUUGCUACGAUGAGAAUGGUAACCCGAGGAGAUGCAUCCCCGAUUUUGUGAACUCCGCUUUCGGAAAGGAAGUCCGCACUUCCAGCACCUGUGGUAAAACCCCGGGUAGGUACUGCUUGGUGACAGAGAAGGGCGACGAGAGAAAUAGGAACUGUCAUACUUGCGAUGCCUCGAACCCCAAAAAGUAUCACCCACCGGCAUAUCUAACGGAUCUCAACAACCCCCAUAAUCUCACAUGUUGGCAAUCGGAAAAUUACAUCCAAUACCCCCAAAAUGUCACCAUAACACUGUCACUGGGCAAGAAAUUCGAAGUCACCUACGUAAGCCUGCAGUUCUGCUCACCUCGACCCGAAUCUAUGGCUAUCUUCAAGUCUAUGGACUACGGCAAAUCUUGGGUACCUUUCCAAUACUAUUCGGCCCAGUGCAGGAAAAUGUACACCAAACCGAGCAAGGCCACCAUUACCAAACAGAACGAACAAGAGGCGAUAUGCACGGACUCCCACACGGACAUGCACCCUCUAUCCGGCGGUCUCAUUGCCUUCAGCACUCUGGACGGCAGACCGUCGGCGCACGACUUCGACAACUCGCCGGUGCUCCAGGACUGGGUCACCGCCACAGAUAUCAAGGUGACGUUCAGCCGAUUGCACACUUUCGGUGACGAGAACGAGGAUGACUCGGAGCAAGCCCGGGACUCUUAUUUCUAUGCGGUGUCCGAUCUGCAAGUUGGCGGUCGAUGCAAAUGCAAUGGCCACGCUUCGCGGUGCGUAAAAGACAGGGAUGGAAACCUUGUUUGUGAAUGCAAACAUAAUACAUCGGGACCAGAGUGCGACAGGUGCAAGCCUUUCCAUUAUGAUCGGCCGUGGCAACGCGCAACAGCUAGAGAAGCCAACGAAUGUGUCGCCUGUAACUGUAACCUGCAUGCCAGGCGAUGCCGUUUCAACAUGGAGCUGUACAAGCUGUCUGGGAGGAAGAGCGGAGGAGUCUGUCUCAACUGUCGCCACAACACGGCCGGACGCCACUGUCACUACUGCAAGGAGGGUUACUACAGAGACCUGUCCAAAACCAUCUCUCACAGGAAAGCCUGCAAAGCAUGUGAUUGCCAUCCCGUGGGUGCUGCUGGCAAAACCUGUAACCAAACCACGGGUCAAUGUCCCUGUAAAGACGGCGUGACUGGUAUCACGUGCAACCGCUGCGCUAAAGGCUACCAGCAGAGCCGCUCGCCCAUUGCCCCCUGCAUAAAGAUUCCCGUUGUUCCCCCGACAACCACAGCCAGCAGUACAGAGGAGCCAGCAGACUGUGACUCCUAUUGCAAGGCGUCGAAAGGCAAACUGAAGAUCAACAUGAAGAAAUACUGCAAGAAAGAUUACGCUGUCCAGGUGCACAUUCUGAAGGCGGACAAGGCGGGCGAGUGGUGGAAGUUCACCGUCAACAUCAUCUCUGUCUACAAGCAGGGCGAGAGCCGCAUCCGCCGCGGCGACCAGUUCCUGUGGGUCAGGGCCAAGGAUGUGGCGUGCAAGUGUCCAAAGAUCAAGACCGGGAAGAAGUACCUGCUCCUGGGUAACAAUGAGGAUUCUCCAGGGCAGUCUGGAGUGGUGGCCGAUAAGGGCUCCCUGGUCAUCCAGUGGAGAGACAUAUGGGCCCGUCGGCUGAGGAAGUUCCAGCAACGCGAGAAGAAAGGCAAGUGCAAGAAGGCAUAGGCGGAAAGUACGGACGACGCCUGGAGCGAGGGAA